This is a messenger RNA of Anguilla anguilla (European eel), 6910 nucleotides long. RefSeq names its product DDHD domain containing 1a (gene ddhd1a). Gene Ontology annotation, cellular component: cytoplasm. Lineage: Eukaryota; Metazoa; Chordata; Actinopteri; Anguilliformes; Anguillidae. The coding region runs from base 454 to 3153 and encodes 899 amino acids. The record is from RefSeq and is a predicted model, not a curated record. Gene Ontology annotation, molecular function: metal ion binding; glycerophospholipase activity. The transcript has 14 exons.
ACGCAUGAAGGAGAAUCACGCGCAUGUGUCACCAUGCAAGCCGGCGAGUUGUUUAGACAUGAAAUAAUCACAGCUGAACUGACAGGAUAUGAGCUAGGGAAAUUCAGAAAUACAUCCGAACCCCAGGGGUUCUAUGUCUGGCUACAGUAGGAAAGUGGUUCCGAAUCGGCACCGCUGCUAUAUGUGGUGGUGGUCGAGGAAGGAAGUAGGGAAAGCGGGUUUUUUAGGGUCGCUGGACUUCACAGCUUUAGACGCGCAUCUAGCUUUCUAGCUCAUGCUGUUAUCUUAGGUGCGCUAGCUAGCUGACCAGAAAGCCAGUUCACUAGCUAGCUAGCCUAAGCAGCUACGUAGUGUUGGUCGGCUAACCAUUUAACGUUGCGCUAGCAAGCUAGCUAUCUGCCUGAACUUUAGAAAAAAAAUAGACGCGUGCUAGCUAUCGCUAGCCUAACAGUAAUGAACAGGUAUACGGAUAAGACGUCUUUACUUAGUCCUCCACAGAGCCCUGAAAAUAGAGGUUCGUCUGUCGGCAACACUAGCAGAGACUGGGAAUUGAGAAACGAUGUUUUCGUAUGCUGCUAUGACGAACCGAUGAGCGAUAUGAUACAUGGUGGGAUGCAUUCUGUGCAGCCCGGUCUGGACGGGCGCUUGCCACUGCUACGAGCCCGUCACGGGUCAUCCCAGGAUGGCAUGGUGUUAGGCCUAGUGGAUGAGGAUUACCCCGGUUGUCACAACCGCGGUGGUGACUCUGGUGCAACCUACAUCGAUGCUGACCUGGACUACAGCGAAAGCGAUGGGAAUGUCGCCCCUUUGAUGGAGACCAGGAAAAGGAAUCGAUCUAGCAGUUCCAGACAUCGUUAUGAGGUUGUCACAGAACUGGGACCAGAGGAAGUGCGGUGGUUUUACAAGGAGGACAAGAAAACCUGGAAACAUUUUGUUGGACACGACUCUCUAAAAAUCGAGGUCAUGUUCCGCAAAUUCUGCGAACUGUAUCCGGACAAGGCCAAACGCCAGGGUCCCACAGGCAUGGAGGCGGAGGACGGAGAAACAGCCGAUGCGUCCCAGCCGCCACCCGGGGAACCAGAGGGGACAGAAGAGGCUGGACAAGUGACUGAAGAACCAAGAAGUAAAGUUAAGGCGGACAGAGCAUCAGUGGUGGAGAGAACAAACUCGACAGACGAGCGAGAUAUAGAUACAAUUAGCAUCAAUGUUGAUGCAGUAUGCGUCCGAGGGGGACUGUAUGAAGUAGAUGUGAAAGAGAAGGAGUGCUAUCCCGUGUACUGGAAUCAGCAGGAUCGUAUCCCGGUAAUGAGGGGGCAGUGGUUUAUCGACGGGACGUGGCUCCCCCUGGAGGAGGACGAGAGCGACCUCAUCGAAGUGGAGCACCUGGACUGUUUCCGGGGGCAACAGAUGCAGGACACUUUUGACACAGACGUGGUGGCCAAGACGGUGGACAGCAAAGAUGUUCUCUCCCACCUGCCCCCCUUCUACCUCCCCUUUCUGUUCAAAUGGAGAGGAUAUCAGCCCAGUGCUAAAUCUGCAUGUCACAAGAGAAAGCGCUGCCAAGCCAUUCACAGUCUGAAGCUGAGCCGGAGCCACGUGGACUGGCACAGCGUGGACGAGGUGUAUCUGUACAGCGACGCCACCACCUCCAAGAUCGCCCGCACCGUGACGCAGAAGCUCGGGUUCUCCAAAGCCUCCAGCAGCGGGACGCGCCUGCACCGGGGCUACGUGGAGGAGGCCUCUCUGGAGGACAAGCCCCCGCAGACCACGCACAUCGUCUUCGUGGUCCACGGCAUCGGCCAGAAGAUGGACCAGGGCCGCAUCAUCAAGAACACCGGCAUGAUGAGGGACGCCGCGAGGAAGAUGGAGGAGAAGCACUUUUCGGAGCGCACUGCCGAGCACGUGGAGUUCCUGCCCGUGGAGUGGAGGUCCAAGCUGGCCCUGGACGGAGACACGGUGGACUCCAUCACCCCAGACAAGGUUCGCGGCCUGAGAGACAUGCUGAACAGCAGUGCCAUGGACAUCAUGUACUACACCAGCCCCCUGUACAGGGAUGAGAUCACCAAAGGCCUGACGCAGGAGCUGAACCGGCUCUACACGCUCUUCUGCUCGCGGAACCCCGAGUUCGAGGAGAACGGCGGGAAGGUGUCCAUCGUGUCCCACUCGCUGGGCUGCGUCAUCACCUUCGACAUCAUGACCGGCUGGGACCCGGUGCGCUUCUGCCUGCAGGAGCAUCACGAGCUGGAGGAGGUGGACCUGCGCUGGCUCAGCUACGAGGAGCGCCACCUGCUGGAGCAGCUGCAGAUCACCAGGCGGCGGUUGAGGGAGCUGGAGGAUCAGCUUCAGGGGCUGGAGGCCUCCAAGGCACUGUCGUCCCCGGCCCUGAAGUUUAAGGUGGAGAACUUCUUCUGCAUGGGCUCCCCGCUGGCCGUCUUCCUGGCCCUGCGGGGCAUCCGGCCGGGCAACAGUGGCUACCAGGACCACAUCCUGCCCAAAUCCAUCUGCCAGCGCCUGUUCAACAUCUUCCACCCCACCGACCCCGUGGCUUACAGGCUGGAGCCCCUCAUCCUGAAGCAUUACAGCAACAUUGCACCUGUCCAAAUACACUGGUGCAACACCACCAACCCCACCCAUUACGAGGAGAUCCGUCCGACGUUCAUCAACCCGGUGAAGGAGACUGCCUCGGACACGGAGAGCAUCCCCAGCCCCAGCACCUCCCCCGUGCUGGCCCGCAGGCACUACGGGGAGUCCAUCACCAACCUGGGCAAGGCCAGCAUCCUGGGCGCGGCGAGCAUCGGCAAGGGCAUCGGCGGGAUCCUGUUCUCCAGAUUCUCCCGCUCCAGCAGCCAGACGUCCGGCGUGGAGGGCGGGGCGCCCGAGGGCGAGGAGAAGAGACCGGGGGAGAGCCAAUCGUCAUACGGCCUGUCCGCCAUGUCACAGUCCACCUCCGCCAUCAUCGAUACCACGCUGGAGCUGGAGCACCGCAUCGACUUCGAGCUCCGCGAGGGCCUGGUGGAGAGCCGCUAUUGGUCGGCAGUGACGUCGCACACAGCCUAUUGGUCCUCGCACGACGUGGCGCUGUUCCUGCUGACCUUCAUGUACAGGCAGAACGAGCUGCCCGAGUCCAGCGAAGACAAUCCUGACCCGGUGUAGCACGCGGACACCGAGCAUCAGUGCCACAAAUGCACGAAUAUGCGCACGCGCAAACACGUGCACACUCCACGCGGACACACAGACACACACGUUAACACACGCGCGCACACACACACACAGAUUUGCCUCUCGCUCUUUUGGCGCAGGACACACGCGCACACACAUCUGCGCACACGUACAGACGUCCUGCUCGCGCUCGGGGGCGGCUCAGACUCGCACAAGGCCAAGCGCCACUCCCAGCCAGGCGUGACGGGCGGCACGUUGGACCGUAGCCUCGCGUGGGCGGAGCCAGUGCCACUGUCCGAGUUCCGGAACACGCCCUGAUGAGCGGAGCGUUGUGGGGGAUCCGUGAAACUCGGCGCCCCCUUGUGGGCUGUUGGAAUCUGCACACUGUGGUUGAGUCCUCAAUGCCUGUCUACAAAGACCUCUCUAAACAUCUAAACACCCCCCCCCCCCCCACCUCAUUCACAGCCUGACCCUCAUCCCAAUAAUGUCCCCCUCCUCCCCAAGCCUGCAGGAGCUGCACCACGCACAAGCCUGGACACCCCCCCCCCAUUACUUUCAACCUUCAUUCUUCUCUGUUCGGUUCCCAUUCUCAAGGGCAUGGACUUGAGUUUAGACAGCAGAUUGAGGGGUUAGAAAGGACAGUGGGCUCUUUCGUAGAUCUAACUGCAUCCCAAAGCAACACGAUAGAGCAAAUAUUCAAUGCAAAAUUAAAACACUUAAAGGGGUCAAAAGAGUAUUUAUUUUAAUAUUAAUUUAUUACCUAACAAGAUUUUUUUUUCCUUUAUUAAUUGUGGGAAAUUAACUAGAUUAUAACCUGUUUCCCCUUUUUAUUUUCCUAUAUCAGGAAGGAGCGUGACCUGUGUUCCGUUCCUCUAUUUGCUAAUUACCACAAAACUACUGUGUGACUUUUCCUAGAACUAAAUAUCUAUAACCUUUUACUAAAAUCAGCAAAGCCAUUGUCUUUUUAUACCAGAAAAGAACUAAUCUCGAUCGUCACGGACUAGGUUGUCGUAACUGAACAAUAAACCUUUAUAAUCCAUUUGUAUGUCGACCAAAUGGUGCUGUAACGACCUUCUAGCUUCGUUUGUUUAUUUUUUUGUUUAGCGUUCCAUUUUUUAGGCGGAGUCAGUCAGGUGCGGUGCCACGCCUGCGAUGUUGGCGUCAGGCCGGUGGCGAGGCUUCAGGUAGCCGUAGCCGUUCCGAGGUGGGCGGAGCUCGCAAGCGCUCCGUUCCUGACGCCGCACGACGAUGUCACCCGUCUGUCAUGAAACGCCACCGCGCACAAACGGAGGAACGCUGUCCUCGUUGUCAGAGCCCGAGUCAGGAAAGGGGGUCUUUCUCUGAGCUCUGGUUGCAUGGAACUAAAAAAGAAAAAAGAAAAAAAUUUGCAUGAAGUGUCAGUGCUUUUAUGGAGCACCAAUCAGGAAGCAGCUCAGAGGAAGACCCUGCGAUCGCUGGCGCUACGAUGCGAGCGAAGCUGCAGGAGCUCACGGCGAGGCACGAAACUGUCGCUGCGUUUAUAUACCGCACUUCUGAACACAGCCAAAUGCUGGGGAGGUGGAUUGCUGAGUAAUACUGGUUAAAAAGGGCUCUGCGUGAAUGAAGCUUAGACAAAGAAGUGGUUAAAUGUGUGAUGUGUGUUGUGAGAGAUUCGGUCUGGAAUUUUUAUCGCUCUUCUGAUUAUUCCUGAAAUAUUGUUUGAUUUAUGAAAAGAAAAGAAAAAAACCUUAUGAAAGUUAUGAUUGAGAUGUGACUUUCAGGCACUUCUGUUUACAUGGAUAUACGGAGGAAUAUGCUUCAUUUUUGUAGCCAAUUAAUUUAUCGUCAAUGUUUUUAUGGGCAUUUUUAUGAUUACCCUUUGUUGAAUUGUUGCCAGCACGGACGUAGAUCCCGGUUCUUCCAACCUUGGGAAAAUAUCGAAAUGUCCCCCCAAUAUUGUCAUGUUCUAUUGGGUGAUACUGUUCGUGCCCCCCCCCCCCCCCCCCCCCCCCUUAAAAAAUUCUAAAGACAGUUUCUUUUGAAUUUUGUUGUACCUCCGAGUUGAAAGGCGAUCUAUGUCCUUGCUUGUCGGUGGCCAAAUAUUUCUGAUUUCUAAGUGUGGAGAAGGAGGGAGGAAUGCAUAUCUGAACAAUCUGACUGAUUAGUGCUGCCAGUCAAUCUCCAGCUUAUUGUGUUUGUGAAGUCCUGAAGUCUCUGAACUGAUUUCUACAUCUGCUUAAACAUAAUGAAGGAAGCAAGACAUUCUUAGAAUCAAACAUUGCCAUUUAAAACAUGUACUUUAAAAAAAAUAUCGGAAUGUAACAGAAAUGACUUCAAGAAGGAACAAUGCAAAUUUUAUAAAGUGAGGUUACUUAUUUUUUUUAGUUUUUUGUUUUGCAUUACUGUGUGUGUCCACUAGAUGUCAGUAUGUUCCCUCUACAUUUGUGGUAAACAUUGGAACAAGUCUGAAGGGGACAAGGGUCCUUCUGUCACGUGGGCAUUGUAACUGACUGAUGAUGAUAGUCGAUUAAGUCAAAAGUGGAUUACUAAUAUCUACUACAUUCAUGUAGACCAUUGCCUGCUAAUCUAUAAUUUAUAUGUUCGCCAUCUCAAACAUGUGAAAUGGACCUGGGCGCUCUUAUGGACAUAAUUGUGUCCCUGUAGAGAUGCCUCACCCUUAAUGGAGCUGGAAACUCAGUUAUAAACUCUGGAGGGAUCAAAGGCACUGAAGGAGAAAAAAAGAAAGAAAGUGAGGGUUAUAUGAGAUGCUAAACGGCUAACGAUGCUAAGCUGCAAAGACUGCAAGGACGUUGUUGUGCCGCUGCCUCGUGAACGGUAGCCAGGAGGAAUGCCAGUUUGCAAAUCAGCUUGGGAGAUCACUGAAAUGUCACUAAGACACAGGCCGGCAUUCAGCAGACUUAAAAAAAAAACAAAAAAAAAACAAAAAACAAUUGGGCUCUCAGAAAAUGGGUUGAUAGAAACGUCUGUCUGAAACUUGCAGUGUCUAAGCUGUACAGAAAUGACUUGUGAAUGUGCCAGUGUGCUCAAAUGUAGCUUGCUGGUGGAUGGAGGCUGGCCAAUAAUAAGUAAUGACCUCUAAGAAUAUACAGUGGAGAUGCCUAUUGGCCUGUUUCCUGCUGCGUUGUUAGGCCUUACCCAGCAAACUUAAAAUGUUUGCACAGUGUUACUGAAAUAGUUUGUCAAUGUUAUAACGUAGCGGCAACAUUGCAGCAACAUUGUGAGAACAUUUUGUGUCAGCUGUGAAUUUCCUUCAGGCGCACCUGACUGCAGCACUGACAAGCACACAGCUUGCACUUGGUCAUGGCUAAUCUGGUAAAGCACCUUUUACCCAAUAGCCAAAAAUGCUUAUUGAAAACCUAAUUCACUUAGUAAGGUAUUAAUUCCACAUCUGUUCCCAAAUUACUUGUUUUUGUGAUCCAUCUAUAGACGGCAUGCAGAAAUAAUUGAAAGGUUGCAUCUCAUGUAGUUUUCCUGUGGUGUGUUGCACUUUGAAAUCCGGGUUGCGUUCUGUGAUCUCGGACCUUCAGAAUGUGUGCGUGGAGCGAAAGAAGCCAUCCGAUAAUGUCUCCGUUGUGUCCGCUUCUGGGCUGACUGAAGAAUCUCUAAAUGACUGUUACUUUUGACAUUGAAACGAUAAGCUGACAAACUGUUGACUCUGGAAAGCUGUGCAAUAACUCAUGCCUGUAAUGGUUUCAAACUGCCAUCCGACGCUGUAUUUCCUUUUAUUAAAACAAAACGUUUUCUUUCUUAA